Messenger RNA from Echinops telfairi (small Madagascar hedgehog), 2151 nucleotides. It is a transcript of the gene P3H3, whose product is annotated as prolyl 3-hydroxylase 3. The transcript is spliced from 15 exons. NCBI's taxonomy places the organism in Eukaryota, Metazoa, Chordata, Mammalia, Afrosoricida, Tenrecidae. Gene Ontology annotation, biological process: collagen metabolic process. The annotation marks the transcript as partial. Gene Ontology annotation, cellular component: endoplasmic reticulum. The record is from RefSeq and is a predicted model, not a curated record. Gene Ontology annotation, molecular function: iron ion binding; L-ascorbic acid binding; procollagen-proline 3-dioxygenase activity.
GGCCCCGGGGGCGCGGCGCGGCUGCGCGUGGGGCGCGCGCUCCGGGACGCCUUCCGCCGCCGGGAGCCCUACAACUACCUGCAGAGGGCCUACUACCAGUUGAAGAAAUUGGAUUUGGCCGCAGCCGCAGCACACACGUUCUUUGUAGCCAACCCAACACACUUGCAGAUGCGGGAGGACAUAGCUAAGUACCGCCGCAUGUCGGGAGUCCGGCCCCAGAGCUUUCGGGAUCUGGAGACACCCCCACAUUGGGCAGCCUAUGAUGCAGGCCUGGAACUGCUGGAGCGACAGGAGGCAGGGCUGGCACUGCCCAGGCUGGAAGAAGCCCUGCAGGAGAGCCUGUCCCAGAUGGAGCGCUGCAGGGCUGACUGUGAGGGGCCUGAGGCGCAGCAGCAGGAGGACGUGGAGGAGGAGGAGGAUGGCGCCUGGAGCCAGGGCGGCCUGUAUGAAGCCAUUGCAGGGCACUGGAUUCGGGUCCUGCAAUGCCGGCAGCGCUGUGUCAGGGACACAGCCACACGUCCUGGUCGAAGUUCCCCUGUCCCAGACUUCCUUCCCAGCCAGCUGAGGUGGUUGCAUGAGGCCUACGCUCAGGUGGGGAAUCUGACCCAGGCUGUGGAAAAUGUCCUCAGUGUCCUGCUCUUCUACCCUGAGGAUGAGGCUGCCAAGAAGGCCCUGGAACAGUACCAGGCCCAGCUAGGAGAGCCGAGACCCGGCCUUGGGCCAAGAGAGGACAUCCAGAGCUUCAUCCUGCGAUCCCUGGGGGAGAAGAGACAGCUCUACUAUGCCAUGGAGCACCUGGGGACCAGCUUCCAGGAUCCUGAUCCCUGGACACCGGCAGCUGUUGUCCCCGAGGCACUGAGAGAAAAGCUCAGAGAGGAUCAGGAGAAGAGGCCUUGGGACCACGAGCCUCCGCAGCCAAGCCCCUUGACCCAUUGGAAGGAUGCCCUUCUCCUAGAGGGAGUAAGCCUGACCCAGGAUGCGGGCCAGCUGAACGGCUCUGAGCGAGCCGUGCUGGACGGGCUGCUCACCCCCGCCGAGUGUGGGCUGCUGCUGCAGCUGGCCACUGAUGCAGCUGGGGCUGGGGCCAGGUCGGGCUACCAAGGCCGCCGCUCCCCUCACACCCGCCACGAGCACUUCGAGGGGCUCACGGUGCUGAAGGCUGUGCAGCUGGCCCGGGCUGGGGCCGUGAGCACUCAGGGUGCUAAGCUGCUUCUGGAAGCGAGUGAGCACUCGCGGGCAGUGACAGAGGCCUACUUCUCCCCGGGGCGGCCCCUGCACCUCUCCUUCACGCACCUGGUGUGCCGCAGCGCCAUAGCCGGAGAGCAAGAGCAACGCAUGGACCUGAGUCACCCCGUGCACGCGGACAACUGCAUCCUGGACCCGGAUACCGGAGAGUGCUGGCAGGAGCCCCCAGCCUACACCUAUCGUGACUACAGUGGAAUCCUCUACCUCAACGAUGACUUCCAAGGUGGGAACUUGUUCUUCACGGAGCCCAACGCGCUGACGGUCACGGCUCAGGUUCGCCCUCGCUGCGGACGCCUGGUAGCCUUCAGCGCUGGUGGGGAGAAUCCCCAUGGUGUGUGGGCUGUGACCCGCGGUCGGCGCUGUGCUCUGGCACUGUGGCACACGUGGGCACCUGAGCACAGGGAACAGGAGUGGGCGGAGGCCAAGGCGCUGCUGCAGGAAUCCGAGAAGACCGAGGAAGAGGAGGAGGAGGAGGAGAAAAUGCCCAGCAGAGGCCCUGCCCCAGAGCCCCCCAGCCCCAGGCUGCAGCGGGUCCAAGGCAAAGCGGGGAAGCCCCCUCGGGUCCGGGAGGAGCUGUGAGGGGCUGUCCCAGCCCCCAAGGAUGUGACUGCCAGACAUGCGGAGGGCUCCGGGGAACAUUCGGAGCCCAACAUCGACUGCUGUCCGUGCAUUCCCACCAUCUGGGGCCCAGGGUCCAGCCCAGGCCAGGCUUCCAAGGACACUGCACUGACUAGCCCAGAGCUCCCAGGCCUGGCCCCACUGACUGGGGAUAUCAUGGCUCCCUGAGCAGAAAUGGCAGAGGGCACAGAACUGCCUACUUUCCACAAGGAGGGGGCGGGGCUGCCUGGUCCCCCUCACCCCAGCCUGCGCAAUAAAGAACAUUCAGACCCCUCCGUGGGGCUCGGU